Ustilago hordei is the source of this 765-nucleotide messenger RNA. RefSeq lists its product as uncharacterized. NCBI's taxonomy places the organism in Eukaryota, Fungi, Basidiomycota, Ustilaginomycetes, Ustilaginales, Ustilaginaceae. The record is from RefSeq and is a predicted model, not a curated record. The transcript is spliced from 2 exons. The coding region runs from base 1 to 765 and encodes 254 amino acids. Gene Ontology annotation, molecular function: phosphatase activity.
AUGUCGCACCUCAAGUACGCCGAUGCCAAAUAUGUCUUUCUUACCGAUUUUGACGGUACCAUCACCCUUCUCGACUCCAACGAUCACAUGGUCGACACCGUCGGUAUGGGUUACACCGAGCGCCGUAAGCUCAACGUCGAGAUCGUCGAGGAGCGUCUCUCCUACCGUGAGGGAUUCAAAAAGAUGAUCGAGUCCGUUAAGCGUCCCUUCUCCGAGAUGGAGGAGCUCGUUCGUCGCGAUGUCACCCUUGACCCUGGUUUCAAGCAGUUCUACGCUUUCGCCAAGGCCAACAACAUCCCCGUCAUUAUUGUUUCCUCCGGUAUGACCCCCAUCAUCCGCUCCAUUCUCUCCAACCUCAUUGGCGAGAAGGACGCCAACGAGAUCGACGUCAUCUCCAACGAAGUCAACUUUACCGACCCCGAGAAGAAGGGUGAAACCUGGGAACUCGUCUACCGUCACCCCGACAACCACUUUGGACACGACAAGUCUCUCUCCAUCGCUCCUUACCGUGAGCUCAAGAACCGACCCACGCUCUUCUUCGCCGGUGACGGUAUCUCGGACAUGUCGGCCGCUCGUCACGCCGAUGUUCUGUUUGUCAAGGAUAAGGAGGACAACGAUCUUGCCACUUACUGCAAGACCAACAACAUCCCCUUCCACCUCUUCCGCGAUUGGACCAUCCCCAAGAAGAUGCUCGAAAAAAUCAUCUCGGGUGACCUCAAGAUCGAGGAGGUCUCUGGUAAGAGCUCCAACAACGGCGACUUCUAA